Molecule: messenger RNA, 2871 nt
Organism: Cuscuta europaea
Lineage: Eukaryota; Viridiplantae; Streptophyta; Magnoliopsida; Solanales; Convolvulaceae
Source: the annotation of a GenBank genome assembly
GGUCGGCAUCACGACCCGCGGUGGCCGCCGACGCCAGGGCUCUCCGGGCUCCAGCGGGCCUCUUGAGCUAUGGUGAAUUUCUGGAAACCACUCUGGUGGUCUUGUGGGGGAAAGUUUGUGGGUUCUAUGGAGCUCCAUUUCAGUUUUUUGGCUGUAACCCUCUGUGGCCUGGUUCUGUCUGCGGAAAUCACGCCGGAAGCUGCACACUCUCUCAAGAACGACCGCUAGUAACUUCGGGCGUCAGUUGGGGGGCUGGGACGGAGAAGAACGGGUUGCAAUUGACAGACUGGGUGGAUGAUGGCUGGAAUACAAUGAUUGACAUGGGCUUGGUGGUCUCGGCUGAAGGUGUAAGGAGCUCUGGUUUUGCUUGCGUUCUCUCAGUCCCCUGGAUUGGAGGUCCUUGACCGUAGAACAGGGAUGAAACUGAUCCUUAGCUAUUGGCAGACUCAUCUUGAUGGGGUCCAGUGGUCCUCUGCUGGUUUGUGCUUCAGAUGCUGACCGACGUGCUCCGCCUUCUUUCUUCCCCUUCUUAUUCACCACCCUGGUGAAAACUCUCCAGUGGGUGCAGGUUUGUCGUCCUUGGACACGACGCCAGAAAGGUUGGGGUAUCUAUUUGCUUGUGUGACGGGUGGUGUGGGAUACCAGUCAACAGCCUUAUAGACUCCCAGGAUAACUAGGGCCUGCUUGCUCUCUUUCCUGCACUUCAGAGCUUGCAGAUGGUUAUCUUCAGGGGUGGUGGUGUCUUUUGUGGCAGCGCCGGGUGAGGGGGUCCUGGUGCAGUCCGUCAUGCAGCCACCACCUCCUACCUGCUUCAUUACGGUUCCUUGGCUGGGCCAAGGCCUUGGUUCUGGAGUUUGCAGUCACCGGCGGUCUUCAUCUGAAAACAGGAUAAACUCCGGUGUAUCUGAUGGAAAUUUCUUUGAAUCUUUGGAUGAUGAUGACUCUUUGUACAAAGAGGACCAUAGUGGAAUAUUCCACAAUGCAGCAAAUGAUUAUUCAGACUCUGAAACAGACCAACAAGAUGACCUCAAUGGAGGUGAACAGGUAGUAGUGAGCUCAGACUCACAAGGCAGUUCUUCAAAAUCUUUGAAGUACCUUGAUCUUGAGGGUACUUGUUUGGGUUGAUGAUGAAAGGGUGUUAUCUGGUUUCAUGAAUCCUAACACUAGCAAUGAUGAUAUCUGCUCUUAUGAGCUGUGUUGCACCCGAAUUAGUCUUAGGAGGGCAAAUUUUGAUAUAUUUGUAAUCCUAAUUCUAGUUAUAUUAUACAUGAUGUUUUAAUACUUAGAUAUGAAGGUAAAGCAAGGUUAGAAAGUAAUUAUAUUUAAUGGACUCUAAUUGAUUUAUUCAAUUGGACCAUUAAAAUAGGUCUGGCCCGUUUCAGUCUUAUCCUCCUUGGUUUGGGCAUGAUGUUUUCCUUGGUCAAUUCGGUUCUCCUUAUUUGACCCAGCUCUUUCUCUCGCAUAUAAAGUGUCUCCUUCCUUGCUUCCUUCUAGAGACAUCUUUUGCAUCAUUCUUCUAAACCCUAAUACAGAGAGGCGAUAGAGAGAGCUUGUGAAGUUUUAACAUCUGGUUUUCUUCUUCGUGAUCUGGGAUACACUUGAGUCCAGAAUAAGCUGAGAAAGGCAAGAAGUAAACCGUGUGGUAAAGCGUAGAUCCAGAGCAGUUGAUUCGAGUCCAAGAAUCUGAUAACUCCUGGGUUUUGAUAGUUUCGUUCGGUUAUUUCUGUUCAUUUUCUUAUUUUAUUAGUAUGCUUGUUUUUGGCUGAUUCUUUUGUGUUAGAUCUGUUAUUUUCGUUCCUUGCUUUGCAACCAUCUGUGUAUUCAAACUAUUCUGAGCUAGUGGAUUCUUGGGACCGGAUUUCCCCUGUUGAAACUCCGCAGAGUAGGAUUUAUCCGAUCUGCGUCAACAUAUCGUGUCUUCAUUUCUUUAAUUUCUGUUUUGGUUAAACUUGAUAUUUGAAUCCGGUAUCUUGACUGUGACUAUCAAUAUAGUCUGUGAACAGUAUUUGUCCGGCUACUGUCUGACCGCCGUCCGUCGCCGUCUGUCGGGGCUGUUGGGGGUCGCCGGGGUCCAACGGGGGUGGGGUGAUGGGGGGAGCUCCGGUUGGGCUUGGUUACUACUCCGGCUGGGAUUCGUGACACGCCGUUGCCGCAGGGAUGAUGCCGGGACCGGUGGGGGUGGGGUCUGCGACAGGGAUGACAUGGUUGACUGUUUGACAGUUGUCGCUGUCAAAUUCGAAUUUCGGUUGCCGCGCUUGUGCUGCGGCGCUGGGGAGAAAGAGAUGUUGAGCUGGCAUUGUUAGGCUUACUGCUAAGUGCUAACCCUAGCCCGCUAGGAGUAUGCUGGACAGCUGGAGGCUGGCAUUGUGGGCUGGUAUUGGUUUGGGUGCUGAUGGGCUUCGCUGGACUACUGUGAUGCGGGAAUCUGGCUGCUGCUUGGGCCGGAUCUGAUGCUGGAAGGGAACAACUAGUAUGCUGACUGCUGGCUGGCUUUUAUUAGCUGGGCUUAGGUUAGUGGUUUGGGUUAUUGUGACAUUUCAGCUGGUUUGAUGAUUUUAUUUGACACUGCUGGGCAGUUACUGGGCCGCUGGAGCAAAUACACUUUGGAGGAUGGGGCUUCAUUGCUUCGGAUUCCUUGGACUUUGUGGAUAGCGGGCAGAUUUUUAUUUGAUGUUUUUGAUACGAGCCGGAGCAUGUCCUGUGUCGUUUUGAAUUCUUCUGAAAAACUCUCCCCCCGCCUACCUCCCACAAGGGAGUGGGCGAGGGGUAUGAAUGGUAGAUACUAUUUUUAGUUAGAUUAGCUAGCUAGAUAGUUUUGAUACAUUGUAUUAUGUUAUUUUGGGUGUCUAAUAAAAUUACCUUUCAUCCAAA